AUGUGCAAUUGCAGUUGCAGUUGCAAAUUUAUGUGCAAUAGUCGGUGGAUUUGUAUUAGCAAUUCAGUUGCAUUAAUUGUUCAAAGUGCAGUUGCCGGGGAAAAUGCAUUUUCUGUAGCAAUUCCAUUUACAGGUGCAGUUGCUGCUGUUAUUGCAGUUAAAGUUGCAUAUGCUGAAGCAUGUGAAAAUGCAGUUGCAGUAUCAGUUUUUUUUGCAGUUGUAGGGGCAGUUGCAGUUGAAGUUGCAGUUUUAGUUGCAUGUGCAGUAGCAGGUGCAUGUGCAGUAGCAGAUGCAUGUUCAGUUGAGUUUGCAGUUGCAGAUGCAAAUAGAGUAAAUGCAACUGCAGAUGCAACUGCAACUGCUACUGCACAUGCAUCUGCAGCUGUAACUGUAUAUGCAACGGCAUCUGCUACUGCAACAGCACAUGCAACUGCAAAUAUACAUGAAAAUGUUACUGACUUAGCAACUGCACAUGCAACAGCAACUGCACAUAAAACUUCUACUGCACUUGCAACUAAAAAAAACUUUUUCACAAAACCCGCUGGAGUAGCGAUUUGGCCGUCGGUUGAACAUGUAUCUUUAACUGAUUAUAAAACUGCAACUACAAUAGCUACUGCUACUGCAAUUUCAAAUGCGACAGCAAGUGCACAUGCAACUUUACCUGCAUAUGCCACUGCUACUGAUUCUGCAACUGCACUUCCUACUGCAACCGCAUAUAAAAAUGCACAUGCUACUUUAACUGCAACUUUAAUUGCACAUGAACUGCAACAGCACAUGGCAACUGCAAAUACACAUGCAACUGCAAAUACACAUGCCACUGCAGAUUUAACUUUAACUGAAAUUCCACAUGCAUCUGUAACUGUACCUGCAACUGCACAUGCAUCUUUAAGUGCACAUGUAGAUGCAACAGCAACUGCAACUACGACAGUAACUGCAUCUAAAACUGCCACUGCAACUGCAAAUGUAACUGCACAUGCCACUGCAACUGCACAUGCAAUAGCAAAUGCUUAUGCGUUUGCAACUAAAACUGCAAAAGCUCCUGCAAUUGCUACUGCUCAUCCAACUAAAACUGCACAUGCUACUUCAACUGUCACUGCACAUACAACAGCAUCUGCCACUGCAUAUGCAAUUGCAACUGCACAUGCAACUGCAAAUGUUGCUGUACGUUCAACUGCACAUGCUACUAUAAAUGCAACGCAAACUGCAACUACCCCUGCGAAUGUACCUGCAACGGCGCCUACAACUUUACAUGGAAGAUUAACUGAACAUGCAACGGCAACUGCACAGGCAACUGUAUAUGCAUCUGCAAUUUUACAGGCAACAGUAUCUGCAAUCGCAACUGCAACAGAAAAAGCAAUCGCACAUGCAGCUGCAACUGCAAAC
Polistes canadensis is the source of this 1383-nucleotide messenger RNA. RefSeq names its product platelet binding protein GspB-like. The transcript has 6 exons. The annotation marks the transcript as partial. NCBI's taxonomy places the organism in Eukaryota, Metazoa, Arthropoda, Insecta, Hymenoptera, Vespidae. The record is from RefSeq and is a predicted model, not a curated record.